CGCAAUUGCGUGAAAAGCUGCUCAGAAUCUUACUAACUGGACGUUUCACAUCGAAGGAGGCAGCAGGGUUUCGAAAGCGAAACAUCAAUUCAACGGGGAUUGGCGUUGAAUAAUAUAUCAACGUUAAUUACACUGUUUUGCUUGGUUAAAGGCACACGUACUAAAAAAGAAUACCCACAUCGGCACACGCCCACCCACAUCGGCACACCCCUGUUCCCACCCGUCACCGGUGCCGGCUGCGCAACGGGGAUGUAUAAAAGGUGUAAACCGGCAAGGAAGUGGCCAACAGUGAGCUAAACAAACCAUGUCUCAGGACAAGAACAUCUACCCCGGGUUGAUGGGGGAGAACAAUCCCCUCCACAACAAUGUCUACGGACCGCCCCAGCCCGGGUUUGGGAUUCCCCCUCCCAACUACACCCAGGCCUCAGUGCAAGCUCCAUACCCCGGCCAGCCUGCACCCUACGGCCAGCCUGCACCCUACGGCCAGCCUGCACCCUACGGCCAGCCUGCACCCUACGGCCAGCCUGCACCCUACGGCCAGCCUGCACCCUAUGGUCAGCCCGGGUUCCCCCAGGGAGGCCCUGGAUUUGGACAGGGACCGUACCCUCAGAUGCCUUCUCCCCAGGCCCCGUACCCCGCGGGGCCUUACCAGCAACCUGCACAGCCAGGGUUCCCUGGUGACCCCAACGCUUCCAUGGGUGACGGUUACCAUGGUGAUGUGCCACCAUCUUACUACGACAAUGAGGAGUUCACCAACUCUGGCUUUGAGGACAAGAGCAUUCGACAGGCCUUCAUUAGAAAGGUGUUCCUGGUGCUGACCGUUCAGCUGAUGGUCACCUUCUCCUUCGUGGCCGUCUUCACCUUUGUGGACGACGCCAAGUUGUUUGUGCGUCGUAACCCCUGGACAUACUACGUGUCCUACGCCAUCUUCUUUGUGUCUCUCAUCACCCUCAGCUGCUGUGGAGAGUUCCGCCGCAAACACCCCUGGAACCUGGUGGCAUUGUCCAUCCUGACCCUGAGUCUUUCCUACAUGGUGGGGAUGAUCGCCAGCUUCUAUGACACAGAGACGGUCAUCAUGGCCGUAGGCAUUACCGCUGUGGUCUGCUUCACCGUGGUCCUCUUCUCACUACAGAGCAAGUAUGACUUCACUUCUUGUCGGGGCGUUCUGUUCGUGUGUCUGAUCGUCCUGCUGCUCUUCUCCAUCCUCUGCAUCUUCAUCCGCCACAGGAUCCUCCACAUCGUCUACGCCUCCCUGGGAGCCCUGCUCUUUACCUGUUUCUUGGCUGUGGACACCCAGCUCCUCCUGGGCAACAAGAAGCUGGCUCUGAGUCCAGAGGAGUACAUCUUUGCCGCUCUCAACCUCUACACCGACAUCAUCAACAUUUUCCUCUACAUCCUGGCUAUCGUAGGCCGUUCCCGCGAGUGAUGGAGUAGCCCCCUUGGGGGAAAGGGAGAGGAAGGCAUCCAGGAACCUCUCCUCAGUGUGGAAGAAUGAAUGAUGCUCUUUCCCCUCGCUGUCUUUGUAUGAUUUGUUCCUGCUCUCAUUCCUCUGUUACACCUCCCCCACCUUCACCCCACACCCUUCAGGAGACGAAUUGGGUGACAGAAAAUAUGUUCUGUCACCUUUAGCAGUAGCGGAUUAAACUCGGUUGAGUGUAAAUCUGAAUUUAGUUUAGUCUGCUACUUUAGCAGCAGGUCUGUCAUAGAGUGCCACAAAGGGCAUACUUUUAAAUUUAUUUAUGUGAAAUUCCUUUGAAGUAUGUUACUACUGUGACAGAAGUUACACCCUAACAUUCCUUGUUUUGUUUUUAAUGCCUUCUGCUUGCUCUGUCAUCCUUGGCAAUCUGCUUCUACUUACACAGAUGGUAGCUAGCUAGUACAGCACUUCUUAACAUUAGCUGAACAAACACUAUGGAACUCUCCUUGGCGCUCCUCCUUGCCUUGUAGGUUAAGUGCUGUAGAGAGAUUGAGAGGGAAGAGAGAGUAAUGCUAUCUAAUUGAGAGCAGUGCUGUGAUGGAGGCAAGCGCUUCAUAAGGAAGAAACCGUUCUAGAAACACCUUUCCUGCUAUAUCCUCUCUCUCUGGUGUUCCCUCCUUUUCCUGCCAAUGUAAAUGAACUCUGCAUGGCACCUGAAACACAGCUGAGAUGAGCUGAAUAGAUUAAUAAAAACCCUCCAGAGGGAUGAUACCUCUCCUGGCCUUCUUGUUACGUAGCUGUACAUAGAUCUAUGGGAACUGUAUAUGACACUUAGUUCCCUAACUAGCUCUUUCUAGGCAUGCCCGGGGAGUGUGUGGCUGUGAUGCUUGAAGGGAGAACAAUAUGCUCACUCGAUGUACAGUAUAUGACUAAUGACAUCACUACGCAUAGCUAACCAGUACAAAGACCAAAACUUGAAUAAAAUGUGACUGAUGUUAUUUUUGUUAAAAUGGAUGUGUGACUUAUACACUAAUACACAUGAAUAUAUUUAUGGAAUCCCUGAUUUCCCCCCCCCACACACACACUAAGCUAAGUGUGGAAUGUACCAUCUGCUUUUUUAAAAAUGUAUUUUCCCCUUUGUAUUUUCCCUUUUUCUUACUAAUUCCUAAUUUGUCUCCUUGUCUUUAUGUAUAGUAAAUACUAUAGUGUUGAUUUUUUUUUCUCUCCAUUAUUACUAAUGUGAAAUGUUGAAGUAUUGGAAUUUCUGAACACUUUUAUACAGAUGUUACAAAAAUAUCACUAGUUGCUUGUGAUUUUAAAAACCUGACAUGCUGUAGUAGAUAGAUGGACACGGAGAUUGAAGGACAUAAGUUAUUAAUGAUCUAUUUAUUGAAGUUGCUGUAGAAGGCAAGGCUGCUGUGAAGUUGAAAGUGAAUGAGAAGGAUACUCAACACUACAUUUUCUGCCCUUCUGAAUGAUGCAUGGUGAAAGGCUGUCCUAGGAGAGGGAAGUUUAUUAUUCACCAUUUGCGUCCCAAAUGGAACCCUGUUUCCUACUUAGUGUGCUACUUUCCUACUUAGUUCUCUGGUCAAAAGGAGUGCUUUAAAUUGGAAAUCAGGUGGGCUUUGAGAUGCAGAGUGAUGUAUAUUCUGAGGUUUCCUGCUCAAACGUGAAGGAUUAAAUUAAAUACUUGAAGACUCAAAUGUAGAAUAAGGAAAGGCUGAAAACAGACAGAAUCACUAACACUAGUCACUAGAGAGAACAUUCUUUGUUUUAACACCCCACUACUACCAAUGCUGACCAAGCCAUUGAGAUGUUCUCCAUUGAAACAAAACACAAGACGCUUAAGUUACAUCUACUAACAUGAAUACCAUUUUGAAAACCACAUCAAAGCUUUGAAAUUCUGAGUUCAGUUAUGUUUUGACUCUUGUUGCACGACCCUUUCCCGUUGUUGCAUGUGUUGUGAUUGCACACUGGGCAGUGCACUAGCUGCUUCUUUGAGACAUGUGGAAUGAAGAGUAAUCAUAAUGAUAUAAUGAUAGUGUUAUUGUGCUGCCUAGAGCCCUGUUUUAACCAUGUUGAUUUAACUUGUUUUUACCUAACUAAUAUAUAUAUAUAUAUAUAUAUAUAUAUAUACACAUACACAACUCCUUAGUGGUUUGAUGUGUUGAGUAAUUUUGGGCUUUGUAGUUCUGUUUGCACUGUAAAUUCGCAUUAAAAUUGAACUGGAAUUGCA
Messenger RNA from Oncorhynchus tshawytscha (Chinook salmon), 3653 nucleotides. RefSeq names its product protein lifeguard 1. Gene Ontology annotation, cellular component: Golgi apparatus; endoplasmic reticulum; membrane. Gene Ontology annotation, biological process: negative regulation of apoptotic signaling pathway. NCBI's taxonomy places the organism in Eukaryota, Metazoa, Chordata, Actinopteri, Salmoniformes, Salmonidae. Bases 305 to 1426 code for a protein of 373 amino acids. The transcript is spliced from 8 exons. The record is from RefSeq and is a predicted model, not a curated record.